AAAGCAUCUUUUAAACCGUCUUCCAUGCAAAAAAAAAAAAAAAAAAUGCAUUAAAAUAAAUAAGCAGCUACUCGUUUCUUUACUCUCUGUCGGUCGCGAGAGUCUCGUGAACAGCAGCAGUUUAACGCGAGAAAACGUUGAAUUUGAUGUUUUAGCCGAGCUAGCUCAGUUAGCUGUUACCAAGGCAACGGUAGUCAACAGUUUAGCUAGCUCACUACCGAAGCGGUGGAUUUCUUUCAUAACAGCAGAUUUUUCCUCAGAGCACGUGGUUUGUCUUACACGCCGAAUUAAAGCACAUCGUUUUUAGAUGUACAGGAUUUAAGCAAAUCGUAAGUAUCUGUAUUUGUUAGUGAGGCGAGACGCGGAACGUCCUGAAGAGGUUCAUUUAUGAACGGACUUCGUGGUUAGCGUGUGCGUCGCUUUUCCUGCCUCUACUGGUCAGCUGGAAGCUACAACUAAGAUCCAGACUGGUUGUUUUUAGUUUCGUCGUGAGCGCAACACUUUUACAUUUCAUGCUUUUUAAUUUAAUAGAACAAAAAGUCAUCUGAGAAAUGUCUGUUUUUAAGCUACAGCAUGAACAGCUGUGGAAGAACAAACUGACUGAAGUUAAAGGAAAUAUUGCCUCAGAAGACUAAACCCGCGGUCACAAUGCAGACACACUGAGUUCAUGAACAUGGAGCAGUACAGUAUUCUGGGUCGGAUCGGUGAAGGAGCUCAUGGCAUCGUGUUCAAGGCCAAACACAUCGAGACAGGAGAGACGGUGGCUCUGAAGAAAGUGGCUCUGAGGAGGCUGGAGGACGGCAUCCCCAACCAGGCUCUGAGGGAGAUCAAGGCCCUGCAGGAGAUAGAGGACAACCAGCAUGUGAGAAGCAAAGCGUGUGACGCUCCGGUUUUCUCUGUUCAGGACCUGAAGCCAGCAAACCUCCUCAUCAGCUCCUCGGGUCACCUGAAGAUCGCUGACUUCGGCCUGGCUCGGCUGUUCAGUGAGCAGGGAGAGAGACUGUACAGCCACCAGGUGGCCACCAGGUGGUACCGAGCACCUGAGCUGCUGUACGGAGCCCGAAAGUACGACGAAGGAGUUGACCUGUGGGCGGUGGGCUGCAUCUUCGGCGAGCUGCUCAACUCGUCUCCUCUGUUUCCUGGAGAGAACGACAUCGAGCAGCUCUGUUGUGUCCUCAGAGUGUUAGGAACCCCGACGCAGGACAGCUGGCCUGAGAUCGUGGAGCUGCCCGACUACAACAAGAUCACCUUUAAGGAGAAUCCAGCGAUCCCAUUGGAGGAGAUCGUCCCUGAUACCUGCCCUCAGGCCGUCCACCUGCUCUACAAGUUCCUGGUUUAUCCGUCCAGGCAGCGCUGCUCGGCCCGACAGGCUCUCCUCCAUCCCUACUUCUUCUCCUCUCCACUUCCUGCUCAUCACUCUGAGCUGCCCAUCCCUCAGAGGGGGGGCCGUCCUCCCCGCCAGCGGCUGCAAGCUCCGCCCACCGACUUCUCGGUGGACCUGCCCCUGCAGAACAGCGUGGUCGACCCCGCACUCCUGCAGGGCCACGCCUCCUGCCUCUGAACCGACCAACCAGCUUCGCCGACUCACGUUUACCUGCUGCUGUAUUUAUU
This is a messenger RNA of Stegastes partitus (bicolor damselfish), 1611 nucleotides long. It is a transcript of the gene cdk20, whose product is annotated as cyclin dependent kinase 20. Gene Ontology annotation, cellular component: nucleus. The coding region runs from base 668 to 1561 and encodes 297 amino acids. Gene Ontology annotation, biological process: protein phosphorylation. Lineage: Eukaryota; Metazoa; Chordata; Actinopteri; Pomacentridae. Gene Ontology annotation, molecular function: protein serine/threonine kinase activity; ATP binding. The transcript has 7 exons. The record is from RefSeq and is a predicted model, not a curated record.